This is a messenger RNA of Aedes albopictus (Asian tiger mosquito), 306 nucleotides long. RefSeq lists its product as uncharacterized. The record is from RefSeq and is a predicted model, not a curated record. Gene Ontology annotation, molecular function: protein binding. The coding region runs from base 1 to 306 and encodes 101 amino acids. NCBI's taxonomy places the organism in Eukaryota, Metazoa, Arthropoda, Insecta, Diptera, Culicidae. The transcript has a single exon.
AUGCUGUGGACUCCGUCGUACGAGAUUAUCGUGGAAACCCUAACCGGGUCCGAGUUUGAGGUGACCGCUGGCGAUCGGGACACGGUCGGCUACAUCAAGUCCAAGAUCCAGAAGUAUGAAGGAAUACCGGUUAACCAGCAGCAUCUGCUGUACAACCACAAGGAGCUGAGCGACACCAUGGAGAUGAAGGAUAUCCCGCUCGUCAUUUCUAUUCGGCGUCACGUUCUAUUCGGCGUAUCUACAAGGUUAACAAUUGCAGUUAACAAGUGCAGUGCGGGCGAGUUGACUGGAACUAAGGUGCGUUGA